AUGCUUCAACCACGAAUAUCCCUCCGCCAGCUACGGCCAACCUGUUCCAGACUCACGUCUCCCCUUCUUUCUCGUCACCAUGCCACCAUCGUCGAGACACCCUCCGCCAAUCCCCCGGAUGCCCCAGUCAACAUCUACAGCCUAAACGUCGCACCCCCACCUAUGCGCGACGCCUCCAUGACCGGCCAGUCCGCCCUCCGUCGCUAUAGGCCUCGAACGCCCGGAAUCCGCCAUCUCGUCCGCCCAGUCAACGACCACCUCCACAAAGGCCGACCAAUCUUCAAACUCACCUUCCCCAAAAAAGGCCAAUCCCGCGGCGGCCGCAACUUCACAGGGCACGUCACCGUUCGCCAUCGCGGUGGAGGCCACAAGCGGCGAAUCCGGAUCGUGGAUUUUGACCGCUUCAAGGGCGGUCAGCACUAUGUAGAGAGGAUCGAGCAUGACCCGGGGAGGAGCGCACAUAUUGCGCUGGUGAGGGAUAAGGAGGCUGGGACGAAGAGCUACAUAAUCGCGGCGGAAGGGCUACGUGCUGGAGAUACGGUGCAGAGUUACCGCUCGGGAAUACCGAAGGAGUUGAUGGACAGUAUGGGCGGGUCAAUUGACCACGGUAUUCUCGCUUCGAAGACUGCAUGGAGGGGGAAUUGUUUACCUUUGGGAAUGAUCCCUGUAGGGACUCCAAUCUUCAAUAUCUCGCUUGCGAAGCAGGGAAGGGGAAUGUACUGUCGGAGCGCCGGGACACAUGGGCUCAUAAUAGGAAAGGGCGAGGAUGCAGUGCAAAAAGAGCUGAUCAAGAAGAUGGAGGCGAAGAGAGCACGCGACAAGGCCAAAGCACAGCAAAAGGCGGAGCAAGAGGAAGCCGAGAAACUCGCUGCCAAAGGAGCCAAGGUGGCAGCAGCAAAAGAAGCAGCCGAAAAGGGCACGGCCGAAGACGCAGAGAAAGCAGAAGAGGAAGUACAAGAGAAAUUCGAGAACAAAGCGGCAGCGGACGCUGAUCUCCAAACCAAAGCCCAAGACAAAACCCAAGGCCUGGAAGAAGUCGACGACGGCGCACUCACCCUCAGCGAUGAAGAUAUCCGCAAGCUCGAAAAAGCAGCCCAAUAUGUGACCGUCCGGCUCUCCAGCGGCGAGGUCAGAUUGAUCGACAAAGAAGCCGCUGCCACAAUCGGAGUCGCCAGCAACGGUAACCACCAGUACCGACAGCUGGGCAAAGCGGGAAGGAGUCGAUGGCUGGGCAUCCGACCCACCGUGCGAGGGUUGGCGAUGAACGCGAAUGAGCAUCCGCAUGGUGGUGGAAGGGGCAAGGGGAAGGGAAACAGGGACCCUGUCAGUCCUUGGGGUAAACCGGCCAAAUCUGGAUACAAGACUAGAGAUAAGCAUAAGUUGGAUAAACUGAUUGUGCAGCAACGACCGAGGAACCAUGGGAAGAGGAGAAGAGGCUACAGUUAG
Messenger RNA from Endocarpon pusillum Z07020, 1446 nucleotides. RefSeq lists its product as uncharacterized. Gene Ontology annotation, cellular component: ribosome. The transcript has 2 exons. NCBI's taxonomy places the organism in Eukaryota, Fungi, Ascomycota, Eurotiomycetes, Verrucariales, Verrucariaceae. The coding region runs from base 1 to 1446 and encodes 481 amino acids. Gene Ontology annotation, biological process: cytoplasmic translation. The record is from RefSeq and is a predicted model, not a curated record. Gene Ontology annotation, molecular function: RNA binding; structural constituent of ribosome.